UAAUGCUUGAUUCAAACUUGAGCAAAAUAAUAAGUAUCAUAAUUCCUAUUUAUAAUAUUACCCAAGUUAAGUGCUCAACCAAACUUGAUGCAAUCAUUACAAAGUGUAACGUGAAUGCUAUCGGGACUGAAAUCAAUAAAUUUGCUGCACUCUUGAUCUGUCCAAUUUAGAUUUUAUUGGAAAAUGAAGUAAAAUGUGCUAGAAAACUCUAUUAUUAUCACCAAUUGAUAUGGUUUACUGACUUAGGCUGGUAUGGUAUCCAUCUUUAAAGUUUUCAUGUGGCAAGAAGAAUGAAAUUAAGACCUCUCUGAUAAAAUGGCGUUGUCUGAAGAUGGAUCGCAUGAUGGGAUCAUGUCAGAGCGCACCCUCAACAUUGCUGGCAAGAUUUAUGCUGAGCUGCAGACUAUGAUACGUGUUCAUGGGGAUGAGGUGAUAGCAGAAUUGAUGCCCCUAAUAGUCAGCGUGUUGGAGGAGCUUGAUAUUGCCUUCCUGGAGUGCGAUGAGGCUGUCCUAGCAAUAGAAGAGCUCCGUGAUGAACUCUCCCAGACAAAACAAGAGAUGAAACGACAGAGACAACUAAGAGAACUAAUUGAAGAGGAGAAAACUUGUUCUGAAGAAACCCUGGAAACCCAAAAGAAAAGAUUGUCAGAUCAACACGAGCAACUGCAUUCUCUAAACAAGUCUAUGACCCUGAAUCUCUCCUCAAAAAAAGAAUACAUUCAGAGUUUGGAAGGCAGAAUGGUGGUGUUGGAGAAGGAUCACAGAGACCUGGAGCGGCGACAUAUCGACACAGUUCAACAGCUGGUAAAAACAAAGAAGACAGUUCGAGAACAAUCCCUGGUUAUCGAACAGAACAACUCCAAAGCAGAGGAGAGAACUCCCAUCCUCAAACCCCCUUCAGAUAGAGUAUUUACAAGUACACCUGUUAAAAUGCAGAACUUCACCUCAGAUGAGAUUCUCGACGUAUCCAACAAGUUCCAGGAGGAGGAGGAUAUCAGCGGAGUAGCGGAGGUUGAGGAGGAGUUCAGCUUGGAGCGAGCUCCUACACGCAGUAUGAUGAGGUGUGAGAGUGAGGAGGAGCUGGAUGAUGAACUGGACGGUUUACAGAACGUCCUGUCCCAGCCUGCUAAUACUCAGAACUUGUUUGAUGAACUUAAUGGAAUUCCUGUCGGAGUAUCGAGUCCUGCAAAGCACCAAGCUCUCAUCCAAGAAGCUACAGACUUUCUCUCCGAGCCUUCUUCGAGGCGUAGCUCAGUUUUUAGUGCAGGUGAUAAUGAGAUGCAAUCACUGUUAAAAGAAAAGCAGGACUUGGAGUUUUUAAGGGACCUGACUGUUCGAACUGACAAACUGACACAGACUGGUCUGACUGACCUUAACGUCCCUUCUCAACCUAGUGUUGCUGAAGGUGGGGUCACUUCACAGCCUCGUGUUGCUGAAGCUGGGGUUCAGUGUUGUUGUGUCCAAACAAAGACAAACUCUCAACUCACAGCCAUAUCUGACAUUAAACAAGGUUUAAAUCAUUCUGUGUUUGCGGGAUCUGGCUCUGAAAAUACAGACAAUAACCAGGGUCAAGUAAAAGAACAAUUAUUAGAGACGCUGAAUGAGCUAGAAGGAAUCCUCAGAUUAGCACUGGAAAGACAGGACGAGAUACCAAAUAAACCGGACAUUGUAGGUCUUGAAAAAUCGAGUAGUCUACCUUUGACGGCACUUGAAGAAACAACGAAACAAAACCGGCGUGAGCCUGAAAAACCUAACAUACCAACUCCAACGAGUGACGAGAACUUUGUCAACGAAGUAUUUUCAUUUCUAGAUGACAGUUCAAGGUCUAACGUGAGCAGAACAGUAACUAAAACUAAUAUUCUGGACUAUUUUGAGAGCCUCCACGAAGAACGUUUCCCUUUCAACCAGAGAAUCGUGUCACCUUCUCCAAGAUCACCUUCAAACUCCCGAAGCUCCUCCUCCUCCCCCUCCUCCUCCUCUACCUGCUCCUCCUACACCACACUCACAGAAAAGGAGAUAUACGAACAGCUGUAUCCUGAGUACGAUGUGACCGUUGAGAUACUUUACAAAACACAGCAAGAUGUCCUGAAUAAGUUGAUGAAAGAUAACAACGAACUACUUACUAAACUACAGCAAAGCGAGAGUACAACUGAGGGCUCCGAUAAGAAGAUCACAGCCCUCGAAUCAGAAAACAAGAACAUAUUCGAGAAACUUAUGGAAAUGGAGAUGAGGAUGAAGCAAAUGAGUACGUUGCAACAUCCUGCUCUUAUCUCCAAACCCUCAGAAGAAGACCAUAACUCUGAAAAGCGAUUUACGAGGUCUGAGAUGGACAAGGUAAUACGAGAGAAGAACCUUUAUAAGGAGAAGUACUUGGAGUUACAAGAGGAUUUGAGCACCAGAUAUGUGGAGGUACAACAAGAAUCAACGACCAAUGAAAAGAGCAAGUUCUGGGCACUGUUCAAUGGACUAUUCGCCAGAAAAAGGACCGCGUCUGAACCUAUGACCGAUGAUAGAAAGGUUGCAGUUGGGCAAAUGAAGAAACUUCCUGACAUGAUAAAAGAAGAUAACAAGAACAAGUUAGCCAGACAGAAAGCUGCAAUGCAAAGCAGACAUUUCAUACAAGGGUGGAGUUUACCGCACGAUGUAGCGUCCCAAAGUCUCCAAGACAUGGACUUUAUACAGAGUAUACCCGCACCUAUUUACUGCGGACCUCUUGGGUCUCUUGACAAUGAAAGAAAGAGUCUGGUGCGGUGUUGUGCGACUGCAAAUGACGACGAUCCUCUUACCACCAGAUAUAUGACAUGGGUUUGCUGUGAAAGAGAGGGGCAGGGAGAGGUCUACAUAGUUGACCCGGCUAAUCCUACUGAGAUUAAGCAGACAUUUGUCGCCACCAAGUCUUCUAUAAUCUGCAUAGCUUACGUCCCUGCCGCGGAACCGCUCCUGGAGCUAGAGAUGGUGAACCUAAAGGAAACGGCAGAGAUGAGCGAUAGUGAUAAUGAGAGUAGCGACAUGGGGAGUGCUAACGAUAACUUCGAGUAUUGCUCCACUAAUCAGUCGGAUCACCUCCUCCUUCACAAACCAACCUUCUGGCUUGGCACUCAAAGCGGAUUCGUGGCAAUACACUCAUCUAUGGAACAAUCUGAAACACUUCUCAGUCGUGUCCGGUUGAAGGACUCCAUCCUCGAAAUAAGACAUAUUGCGCGUCACAACGUGGUAAUGGUCGGAUGCGCGGACAGCAGUGUGGCCAUCUUCAACAAAUACAAGGAUGACGGUCACGGCUGGAACAUGAACAACUACAAGCUCGUCAUGUUAGAUAAAUGGCACUACCUUUUGAACAACGUAUGUUACGGUAAGACGAUGCAACCAUUACCAGUCUCUGUUAUAGCACCUGUCGGGGAGAAUAUCUGGAUCGGAUACGGGGGAAACAUUGCAGUCCUGUCCCUCCCCAACAUCAACAUAAAGGAGAAUCACGUGUUCGCUGAGGGUGAACGUGCACUGGUUACCCACAUGGUACCUCUGGGUACCGGAGUCUGGAUAGCCUGUAGAUUCAGUAGUGUACUUACACUCCUCGACUCCAACACUAUGCAGCCUCUUCAACAGGUUAACAUGGAAGAAGUUCUGAAGCCAGUGUCAGUAUCGUACGGGUUCACUACUCUGAUAAGAGUAUCUGCAGUGCUGUGUUACAACAACCUCUUGUGGAUCGGGACCAGUCAGGGUGCCAUGGUAACAAUACCUCUGAAGUCCCUCUCUCCAGCUUCCUACGUACUGGAACCCCCAGCUGACCAGACCCCGAUGUUUGCAGUACGGGACGAGGCCAGGAUCUCCCUCCACGGUCACCAGGGAGCUGUCCGGUACAUAAUAGUAGCUCGGUACUGCAUGGAAGACAACCUCACCUCACUGCCUCGCAAGAUGUCCAACAGCAGCACUAACAGCGAGGUGUUGUUAAGACGGAGAUCAGCCUGUACUCGUAUAGUGUUGAGCGGGGGUGAGGGUUACAUCUCCUACAGGGACAUGGACGCGGGGACUCUCAGCACCAUCAGAAGGGGCAGGAUCAUCAGAGGGUUCACUGAUCACUGUCACAUGAUAGCUUGGGAUGUCAGUGGGCCUAGGACCAUCGUGUCGUAGUGUUGGCGUGGAGGGACCCUGCAGUGUGACCAGUAGUGACCCUGCAGUGUGACCAGUAGUGACCCUGCAGUGUGACCAGUAGUGACCCUGCAGUGUGACCAGUAGUGACCCUGCAGUGUGACCAGUAGUGACCCUGCAGUGUGACCAGUAGUGACCCUGCAGUGUGACCACUAGUGACCCUGCAGUGUGACCACUAGUGACCCUGCAGUGUGACCAGUAGUGACCCUGCAGUGUGACCAGUAGUGACCCUGCAGUGUGACCAGUAGUGACCCUGCAGUGUGACCAGUAGUGACCCUGCAGUGUGACCAGUAGUGACCCUGCAGUGUGACCAGUAGUGACCCUGCAGUGUGACCAGUAGUGACCCUGCAGUGUGACCAGUAGUGACCCUGCAGUGUGACUAGUAGUGACCCUGCAGUGUCAUGUGACCACUAGUGACCCUGCAGUGUGACUAGUAGUGACCCUGCAGUGUGACCAGUAGUGACCCUGCAGUGUGACCAGUAGUGACCCUGCAGUGUGACCAGUAGUGACCCUGCAGUGUGACCACUAGUGACCCUGCAGUGUGACCACUAGUGACCCUGCAGUGUGACCAGUAGUGACCCUGCAGUGUGACCAGUAGUGACCCUGUAGUGUGACUAGUAGUGACCCUGCAGUGUGACUAGUAGUGGCCCUGCAGUGUGACCAGUAGUGACCCUGCAGUGUGACCAGUAGUGACCCUGCAGUGUGACCAGUAGUGACCCUGCAGUGUGACCAGUAGUGACCCUGCAGUGUGACCAGUAGUGACCCUGCAGUGUGACCAGUAGUGACCCUGCAGUGUGACCACUAGUGACCCUGCAGUGUGACCAGUAGUGACCCUGCAGUGUGACCAGUAGUGACCCUGCAGUGUGACCAGUAGUGACCCUGCAGUGUGACCAGUAGUGACCCUGCAGUGUGACCACUAGUGACCCUGCAGUGUGACCAGUAGUGACCCUGCAGUGUGACCACUAGUGACCCUGCAGUGUGACCACUAGUGACCCUGCAGUGUGACCAGUAGUGACCCUGCAGUGUGACCAGUAGUGACCCUGCAGUGUGACCAGUAGUGACCCUGCAGUGUGACCAGUAGUGACCCUGCAGUGUGACCAGUAGUGACCCUGCAGUGUGACUAGUAGUGACCCUGCAGUGUGACCAGUAGUGACCCUGCAGUGUGACCAGUAGUGACCCUGCAGUGUGACUAGUAGUGACCCUGCAGUGUGACUAGUAGUGACCCUGCAGUGUGACCACUAGUGACCCUGCAGUGUGACUAGUAGUGACCCUGCAGUGUGACCAGUAGUGACCCUGCAGUGUGACCAGUAGUGACCCUGCAGUGUGACCAGUAGUGACCCUGCAGUGUGACCACUAGUGACCCUGCAGUGUGACCAGUAGUGACCCUGCAGUGUGACCAGUAGUGACCCUGUAGUGUGACUAGUAGUGACCCUGCAGUGUGACUAGUAGUGGCCCUGCAGUGUGACCAGUAGUGACCCUGCAGUGUGACCAGUAGUGACCCUGCAGUGUGACCAGUAGUGACCCUGCAGUGUGACCAGUAGUGACCCUGCAGUGUGACCAGUAGUGACCCUGCAGUGUGACCAGUAGUGACCCUGCAGUGUGACCAGUAGUGACCCUGCAGUGUGACCAGUAGUGACCCUGCAGUGUGACCAGUAGUGACCCUGCAGUGUGACCAGUAGUGACCCUGCAGUGUGACCACUAGUGACCCUGCAGUGUGACCAGUAGUGACCCUGCAGUGUGACCACUAGUGACCCUGCAGUGUGACCAGUAGUGACACUGCAGUGUGUCCAGUAGUGACCCUGCAGUGUGACCAGUAGUGACCCUGCAGUGUGACCAGUAGUGACCCUGCAGUGUGACCAGUAGAUAAUAUGAGAUAACUGUGUGUGUCUCUGUAUGGGCAUUUCAGUGUUUCAAUUUGAAGGGAAGGGCAGAUAGUUCAGGAAUGGUUUGUGAAUCAAGGGAGGGAUUUUGUGAUGGAAUGAUUUUUGUUCGUUUGUGUGUAUUCGAACACGACUGUCUCUGAGCAGAAGGCGUUGUUAUUGUUACUACUCUGACGUUUAAACUGCAUGUACAUUAAUAAAAUACAAUUAUCACUGCUUGCAUUUUCACCGAACAAAUCAAUAUUUAGCACAUUAUUUAUUUUCUAUCAGAAUUUAUCGCAGCAGAAUAUAAUUUGGUGAUGUUUUCAAUGUCGAGGGA
Messenger RNA from Bolinopsis microptera, 6342 nucleotides. Its product is annotated as JNK-interacting protein 3-like. The record is from RefSeq and is a predicted model, not a curated record. Gene Ontology annotation, cellular component: cytoplasm. Bases 316 to 4125 code for a protein of 1269 amino acids. Gene Ontology annotation, biological process: vesicle-mediated transport. The transcript is spliced from 26 exons. Lineage: Eukaryota; Metazoa; Ctenophora; Tentaculata; Lobata; Bolinopsidae. Gene Ontology annotation, molecular function: kinesin binding; JUN kinase binding; signaling receptor complex adaptor activity.